AUGUUGCGAUCGACCCGCGUCGAGCACCCGACUGCCAUCGACAUUGUCGAAGCUGGGAGCGCCUUGCCCGAGGUGCUCGCGUACUUGUACGACACGUACCGGCCGCGUGUCGGUCGGACGAGGUCGUCCACGUUGCCGUCCGUCGGGGCCGCACCCGUUUCUGCGCUUUCUAUGAUCGACCAGAACCUUUGCUCGCUGCGGUCGACUCUGUUUUGGACAGCGCGGUUUGGCGACGCACCCGCCUACCGCCGGCUCGCGCGCGACUGCUUUUGCGAUGCAAAGGAUCCUCUCGACACGCUGCUGUUUGUCCUGAGUCUGGGGUACAAGGUGGCGACCCGGGGCGCGGCGGCAUUUUGCCCGAGUGCCUCACGCAUCUUUUGCGCUGGUUUGACGCAGCGACGAUGCUACCGGCGCGACGGUCUUUAUGACGACCAUGCGCACCGAAGGCUCUGGCCGUUCAACUGGCUGCUUCGGCUGCUCGAACACGAUGCGUGCGCGUCGUACCUCAAGCGAAUUUUGACGCUCUGGGAAGCAUGGGCGACAGAGACGACUAUGUAA
This is a messenger RNA of Saprolegnia diclina VS20, 558 nucleotides long. RefSeq lists its product as hypothetical. Lineage: Eukaryota; Oomycota; Saprolegniomycetes; Saprolegniales; Saprolegniaceae. Bases 1 to 558 code for a protein of 185 amino acids. The record is from RefSeq and is a predicted model, not a curated record. The transcript has 2 exons.